Molecule: messenger RNA, 363 nt
Organism: Oncorhynchus keta (chum salmon)
Lineage: Eukaryota; Metazoa; Chordata; Actinopteri; Salmoniformes; Salmonidae
Exons: 1
Coding region: 1-363 (120 amino acids)
Source: RefSeq, a predicted model, not a curated record
AUGCCCCCCAUCCCCUGCUGCCCUGAUUCCCCUCAUCCUCUGAUGCCCCCCAUCCCCUGCUACCCUGAAGCCCCCUUCCCCUGCUGCCCCGAUGCCCCCCAUCCCCUGCUGCCCUGUUUCCCCUCAUCCCCUGCUGCCCCGAUGCCCCCUUCCCCUACUGCCCCGAUGCCCCCUUCCCCUACUGCCCUGAUGCCCCCAUCCCCUACUGCCCUGAUGCCCCCAUCCCCUGCUGCCCUGAUGCCCCCCAUCCCCUGCUGCCCUGAUGACCCCCAUCGCCUGCUGCCCUGUUUCCCCUCAUCCCCUGCUGCCCUGAUUCCCCUCAUCCCCUGCUGCCCUGAUGCCCCCCAUCCCCUGCUGCCCUGA